Molecule: messenger RNA, 1116 nt
Organism: Trichosporon asahii var. asahii CBS 2479
Lineage: Eukaryota; Fungi; Basidiomycota; Tremellomycetes; Trichosporonales; Trichosporonaceae
Exons: 1
Coding region: 1-1116 (371 amino acids)
Source: RefSeq, a predicted model, not a curated record
AUGGGAGGCGACGCCUUCGGCAUCCCAGCGGCGCGCCCGUCGCCCGCCGCCUUCGCCACCCUCUGCGCUCACAUCACGACCUCAUUGACAGAAAGCGACAUUGCGAUCCCACCCUCACUAGCGAAGGAAUCACACGGUGACGUGGAUGUUCUCGUCUCGACAUCGCUCACGGGAUUGAAGGGACGUGCGGUGGGAGGGCCUACAGUGGUGGGGAACCUGGGCCAGUUGGAGGAGAAGGGGGACGUGGACGGCGUGUGUGCGGCGCUGUGUGCGAGGCUCGGAGGCGGAAGGUGGAGUCGCAACGGGCGCAUCGUCAGUGUGGCUGUGCCGCUGGCCCUCACCUCGUCUCCACCCCCAACUUCUUCAUCUCUCUUCGCAAGCAACGCAUGCAACGCAAGCGACACAAGCACCACAAACGACGCAAGCAAAGCAGACGCCUCAGACGCCGCUUUCCACCAAAUCGACCUAAUCCUCAUCCCCAGCCGAUCCCUCCUCUGGGCCCAAAUGAGCAUGACGUACGGACAGACGAGGCAGCUGCUGAAAGUCCUCACCCGCGCUGCUGCGGGAACGUCUCGGCUCAGACUGCACGAUACUUAUCUGGGAUACAACACGCCCCAACCCGCCUUCAAGCCGAGGAGGGAGAUUGAGCUGUGUGUUGAUCCCGUCCAGUUGUGCGAUUGGCUAGGCAUCGGCGCUUAUGACCCAAGUCGAUUCCACGACCCCAACCCCCACACGCCUUCAGCGGAGGCCACGAUGUCAAAUAAGGAGCAGAAGGAGAGGGAGGGAGGCAUGGAACGUCUCUUCGCAUGGCUCGGCUCCGCCCCGCAAGGAAGUCUCGCGCGGAAAGGAUACGCCAAGUUGAUCCAGCAGUGGAAGCGGGGCACGCUCCCCCGCCAAGUUGCCGGCAUGGGCAAUCCCGGGAGCAAGCGACAGCAGAAACUGGCUAGAGAGGAUCGGGUCGUGGAUGGGUUUUGCGCAUGGCUUGCUGGACGCUAUGGACGGGAGUUGGGGGAGGAGGAUGGAAAGGAUGGGAAGGAGGCAGAGAGCGAUGGGGAGCUGAGCGCGGUACGGUUCUUUGGGAAGGUGGAUACGUAUCUCGCCACUCUGGAAACGUAG